Molecule: messenger RNA, 2502 nt
Organism: Carassius gibelio (silver crucian carp)
Lineage: Eukaryota; Metazoa; Chordata; Actinopteri; Cypriniformes; Cyprinidae
Exons: 8
Coding region: 703-1998 (431 amino acids)
Biological process (GO): L-threonine catabolic process; glycine biosynthetic process
Cellular component (GO): cytosol
Molecular function (GO): L-allo-threonine aldolase activity
Source: RefSeq, a predicted model, not a curated record
ACUCCCCCUCUGGCCUGCACUCACAUAGGGUUUCAGCAUUCGUGCCGGAGCACGCUUACGUCAUUAUGGUGCGACGGUUUCGGGAUAAACAGGAAGAGUGGCGCUCUCUUAACACAAUGGAGUGCAUCGCUCUGUUUUCUUUGUGGAUAAUUUUGUGUUGUUUGGUCCACAGACUGUUGUUAAACAGAUGUGUCGCCUUAGUGGCGCGAAAAUUUUCACGUAAUCGUGCUGCUCGUAUGAGGAUGUUUGCAAGGACUUUGCAGUUUUUCGUUUUUAUGCGUUUUGCACCUCUGCCGUAGACCAAAGCGACCCUUUCCCUGCCAUGUUGGUUUUGGAGCGUCGCAAAACCGUGACGCAACGCGUCCUUUUCCGUGCUCCAGCACGGUUAGCGCUCACACUGCAUGCGAACCGCGCCCGAGUCCAACUGAACCGUGCCCUGGCCCACCUCUUCCAAGCGGGCCAGGGCCGGCCAAUCGAGCCGCGCCCCGGCACGGUUCGGAGCACUCACACUAGUCAAACGAACCGCGCUUUGGUGGUCAAACGCACUCGGGCACGGUUCAAACUGGCAGUGUGAGUACACCCUAAAUCACUGGUAACUUACAACAAAAUAAUUCCCGGGGGGUGGGGGGUGUGUCCCACCGAAGCUGAGACGAAACCUACGCGCAUGAUCGAUACAUUGUUGUACAAAGUUGGCUAGAAGACAUGAGCUGCAAAACACUAACGGUUCCAGCUCGUAUACUCCGUCAUUUUUUCCACAAACCUCGUGGAGUUGUUCACCUGGAUCCAAUGCGGAUGUACUAUGGGUCCCGGCAGGUGGUCCCGGGAUCAGCCGUCCGCACCGUUGACCUCCGCAGUGACACGGUCACCAAACCCGGAGCAGGCAUGCGCCGAGCCAUGGCCGAGGCAGAGGUCGGAGACAAUGUGUUCGGAGAAGACCCCACGGUUAAUGGUAAGUGCUGGCUUGAGGGUAUUCAAGAAACAGGUUAUGUGACACACCCAGAACUACAAAAGUUUGCUGCUGAUAUGUUUGGCAUGGAAGCAGCUUUGUAUGUCCCCACAGGAACGAUGAGUAACCUGAUUGCAGUUAUGGUGCACUGCAGAGAGAGGGGGGAUGAGAUGAUAAUAGGUGAUCUCUCUCAUAUUCACGUUUACGAGCAAGGGGCAAGUGCACAGGUGGCAGGCGUCCAUUCUGUAACAGUCACUACUCUUGCCGAUGGCACCUUUGACAUCAACCAGUUGAUUUCCAAGAUCCGUCACGGUUACCCUAACCAACACUACCCACGCUCCCGCCUGGUUUGUGUGGAAAACACGCACAAUGUUCAGGGAGGCCGCGUCCUCCCACUAUCCUUCCUGCAGGAGCUUCGGUCUGUGGCUGAUGAGUUUGGUUUGGCUGUGCAUAUGGAUGGAGCGAGGGUGAUGCAUGCAGCCGUGGCUCUGGGCGUCCAACCCGCUGAUAUACUGCAGCACUGCCACUCUGUCAGUGUGUGUCUGUCCAAGGGACUCGGAGCACCUGUGGGCACCAUGCUAGGUGGGUCAAAAGAUUUCAUACAGAGGGCAGUACGUGCCUGCCAGGCACUUGGCGGUGGGAUGCGUCAGUUGGGUGUCUUGGCAGCUGCUGGUAAGAUUGCCCUGUCAGACAUGAUUGGCAGACUGGAGGAAGACCACAGGAAAGCCAGAAGCUUUGCUCAAGCAUUGUUAGAGUGUGACCCUCCUCUGUACCAGUUGGAUCUGAACACUGUGGAAACCAACAUUUUGAGGUUCCAUCUGCGGGACACCCAGAUGAGCCCGGUGGAGUUCUGCAAGCGGAUGGCAGGCGUAGAUGAAGAAGAGGUGGAGGCUCUGGGCCAGGGGGUCAAGGUUCUGAUGUUCCCCCAUCUCAGGGGAGCAGUCAGGGCUGUGUGGCAUCUGGGCAUCAGCGAGGAAGACACUCAGCUGGCUAUACUGAAGGCUCAGUUUGUGGCCCAACAGCACAAACUUAAGUCGAGCAGGGCAUCUUGAUAAGAGCUUUUGACCAAUCAGAGGUGUCUUCACACCAGUCUUUUGGUCCCAGGAACCUUUUUAAAAAAAGGUAAAACUGCAAAAUGACUUAACUGUAUUCACUACUGAAGGAUCUGAUUUACAUUCAUCAUAUAUUUUUGUUUUACUUUACUUUCUUUUAAGUUCAUUUAUUCUUCAGUCGUUCAUUUAUAGUCAUUUUAUUAUUCCAUUAAAUCAAAUCAUAUAAUCAUUAUAGACAUUAUAUAUUAAUUUAGUUGAUUUGUUUGUUAUAUAUUGUCGUAUAUUAUUGCUUUUGAUAUUAUUUUUCCAUUUUGGUGCAGUUUUAUGACUGUAUUUUUCAGGCGCUGUUUGUCUUUAUUAAGAAGAGAUAAGAGGGAAUAUUUAUGGAAAUUCAAGGUUUAUGGUAUGUUGUUGUGAAGCUGUUUGGUAUAACACUACUUGUUGUGAUUUAGGAGCAUUGAAAAAGAAUAUUCAAUAAACUCUGCUACUUUUUAAUCAUCAUCA